AUGGCAACACCGACGUCUUCGGUAGAGCGGCUGCUCCAGUACAUCCGCAUCCCGACCAUCAGUGGCGAUGGCCCCAAAGGAGCGUACAACGAGGUCCUGCAAGUUUUCUCGCCCUCGGAGAGCAAACCAAUUGCGACAUGGCAAGGGAAGGAUUCCUCUCUACCAUCGAUCCUACUCAACUCGCACUACGACGUGGUCCCUGUUGCUCGUGAGCACUGGCAGCACGACCCUUUCAAGCCGACAGUUCUGGAGGAUGGGAUGAUUUACGGUCGUGGCAUUCAGGACAUGAAGAGUGUCGGUGUGCAGUAUGUGGAGGCUGUCUCCCGUCUGAAAGCGGAGGGAUUCAUUCCGAGUCGAAACAUUCACCUCCUGUUCGUGCCAGACGAAGAAAUUGGCGGCGUGGAUGGUAUGGAGGCGUUCUUAGCAAGUGAGCAGUACAAAUCCAUCCAGCCCGUCGCAUUCGCCUUUGACGAGGGUCUGGCCAACCCCAAUGACGUCUUUACAGUAUUCUACGGCGAGCGUGUACCCUGGUGGUUCUACGUGAAGGCUGAAGGUCCUACGGGUCAUGGUAGCCGCUUUAUCAAGAACACAGCGACGUCCAAGAUCAUCGACGUCUGCAACAAGGCUUUGGCUUUCCGUGCAGAGCAAGAGGCUCUUUUGAGUGCUGACUCCGGCUGCAAACACGGUGACAUCAAGAAGCGAAACCUUGGCGAUGUCACGACAGUAAACCUCAACAUGCUGCAGAGUGGCGUGUCCCAAGACGGCGGCAAGACACACGCGCUCAACGUCAUUCCAACUGAGGCUGUUGCUGGCUUUGACGUGCGCAUCUCGCCUCACAUGGACUUGAAAAAGCUCAAGGCGAUGCUUGACGAAUGGUGUUCGGCUGAGGGAUUAUCGUGGGAGUUUGUGUCGUGGUGGAAGAAUCCGCUGCAUGAACACUACACGACGUCGGUGGACGACACGAACAUUUGGUGGACGUUCUUCAAGGAGGGAUGCAAGGAUGUCGGUGUUCCUGUGGAAACCGAGGUCUUCCCAGCGGCGACAGACAGCCGUUUCCUCCGCCAGCUCGGCAUCCCGGCGCUGGGCUUCUCUCCGAUGAACAAGACGGAAAUUCUGCUCCACGAACACAACGAGUGUCUGCACAAGGACACUUUCCUGCGUGGCAUCGACGUGUACGAGACGCUGUUCCGCCGCAUGUUCACGUACGCCGAGGCGAACUGA
Phytophthora infestans T30-4 is the source of this 1221-nucleotide messenger RNA. Its product is annotated as aminoacylase-1, putative. The record is from RefSeq and is a predicted model, not a curated record. Gene Ontology annotation, biological process: amino acid metabolic process. Gene Ontology annotation, molecular function: aminoacylase activity. The coding region runs from base 1 to 1221 and encodes 406 amino acids. The transcript is spliced from 6 exons. Gene Ontology annotation, cellular component: cytoplasm. NCBI's taxonomy places the organism in Eukaryota, Oomycota, Peronosporomycetes, Peronosporales, Peronosporaceae.